Prunus armeniaca (apricot) is the source of this 615-nucleotide messenger RNA. NCBI's taxonomy places the organism in Eukaryota, Viridiplantae, Streptophyta, Magnoliopsida, Rosales, Rosaceae. The record is from the annotation of a GenBank genome assembly.
AUGGUGCAUGCUGAAAGCUCUCAUUUGGAUGGAGAUCAAGUGGCCACGGUAUCAGAUGGUGUUUCGGACUUGCAGGAUUUACGAAGAAGAAUUCAAGCUAUUGAAAAUGGAAUGGUGGAAAAGGAAAGGCAUUUUUCCGCAAAUCAGGUCCAGAAGGUGGACGCUGUACCAACUGACCACUGUCAUACUGAAGCAGUAAAGGAACACAAGAAUAAAUAUUCCCCUUCAGAAUCAUUGGUUGAGAAGGAAUUGGGCAUGGACAAAUUAGAGAUCUCUAAGAGAUUUACAGAGCCCCGUCAAGAAGGCAACAAGAGAAGGAUUCUAGAAAGACUUGAUUCUGAUGUACAAAAGUUGACAAACCUUCAAAUAACCGUGGAAGACCUGAAGAGGAAGGUGAACACUAUUGAAAAGAGCAAAAAGGGCAAAGGUAUUGAAUUUGAAAACAUGAAGGGGCAGCUGGAAGAAGCUGACGAAGCAAUCACUAAGUUGUUUGAUGUCAAUAAAAAAUUGAUGAAGAACGUUGAAGAUGGUCCUCUGUUCUCUGAUGGAGCUUCUGGGGUAGUGUCGGAUGAAAGUGGGAGUGUGAGAAGAAGAGCAAGCAAAAGAAGGGUCUAA